Aspergillus neoniger CBS 115656 is the source of this 5330-nucleotide messenger RNA. RefSeq names its product ankyrin repeat protein. The record is from RefSeq and is a predicted model, not a curated record. The transcript is spliced from 6 exons. NCBI's taxonomy places the organism in Eukaryota, Fungi, Ascomycota, Eurotiomycetes, Eurotiales, Aspergillaceae. The coding region runs from base 120 to 5261 and encodes 1713 amino acids. Gene Ontology annotation, molecular function: protein binding.
GCUCUAUCUGGCACAGAAAUUCUUCUGUUAUUGUCCCAGCUAUAUAUUUUUGGUCUCCAAUUUGCUUUUGUGUCGCUGCCGUUCAAUUUCAUAAACCGAUUUAUAGAUUUAUCACAGACAUGGCGGCUACCUUUACCCUGCCGAUACUGCCCGCAAAACAUCGGGACCUGCCGAGCUGGAUCCAAAGUCAUCCAAACACUCCUCUCGAGCAGAUCAUCGCACCAUACAAUGACUACGAUGCGGUGGCACGCAAAUUGUUUGCCCAAGAGGCCACCCACGCAGCCCUGCAAGAUAAUCACCUCAACAUCGUGCCUCUCUACGACUCCAACGGCAGUUCGGACGUCCGUGUACGGGCCCGAGACAUAUCUUCGGAGUCCUCUAUGACUAAGGAACAGUAUAUCAUGCCCUUGAAGGAAGAAAGUCGGCGUCCCAAUGGCUCACCGGCAGUGGUGUCAACCUUAGAUGAGUUCCGAAAGAACUUUAACGUCUUCUCCGAGGGUGCAUUGAGCGACAUGGACUGGAGCAAUGUCGUGGUCGCAGGAAGUGCAGUAGUCACUUGCCUGCUCCCCGUUCCCGAAAAGUAUCGGGAUUCGAAGCGGUCAUUGCGAGAGUACUAUCACGAAAAGGUCGCGCCGGCCUCGGAUGUGGAUCUGUUUCUCUACGGCUUAGACGAAGCGCAGGCAAUUGAGAAAAUCAAGCAGAUUGAGGAUAAGGUCAAGAACGCGAUUCUUUACGAAACAACCACAGUUCGGACAAAAAACGCCAUUACCAUCGUUUCACAAUAUCCCACACGCCAUGUGCAGAUAGUGCUUCGCAUAUACAAAUCCAUCUCUGAGAUAUUGACUGGGUUUGAUGUCGAUUGUUCCUGUGCUGCUUUCGAUGGGAAGCAAGUCUUUGUCUCCCCACGUGCUUUGGCUUCAUAUAUAAACCAAAUCAAUACGAUUGAUUUGUCUAGGCGCUCGCCUUCUUAUGAGAACCGCCUCUCAAAGUACUCUCAUCGUGGGUUCGAAAUAUACUGGCCGCAGCUGGAUAGGUCCCAAAUAGAUCCGACAAUUUUCGAGCGGAACUUUAGUAGGACAGUAGGCCUGGCGCGCCUGCUGGUCCUGGAGAGACUGCCAAAGUCGUCAGACCGGGAGUCUUAUAUAGAGCAGAGACGACGGGAACGUGGACGACCAGCCCCAAGGUCUAAUAGGUGGAAGCAGUCCGGUAACAUCAAGGAUGACUGGGUAGAUGAGAUCCCCGACUGGGAAGAGGGAGAGGAGAUUUCUGACUACCAUACCUUUACGAUUCCUUACGGGCCCAGAUUCAAAGCUCGAAAAGUCGAGAAGCUUGUUUAUACGAAGGACCUCUUGCUCAAUGCAGAGUGGAACAAGCCCAAAGACAGAGAAGUUAACCUGCACCGACAUCCCGCGUUCUUUGGCAAUGUCGUGGAUGUCAUCGGAGAUUGCUGUGGUUGUUGCCCAGAGCCGGUCACUCCUGAAGAAAAAGAAAUCGCCGAGAAAGAAAGCAAAAUCUAUAUUUCUGGUAGAAUCUCCUUCAUCAGAGACAACCCAGGUCGUCAGGAGAUUGGUAGUUUCAACCCAAUCACAGAGACCGACUGGACUGAAAUGGCUUAUAUCGGUAACACGGAGCGGCUGUGCCAUGCUAUUGUGGAAUGUGAUAUCGAAGGGGUUAAGGCAUGUCUCACAGAAGAAAAGAUAAACCCUAACGAACGUGACCAUACUGGAAGGACUCCAUUGCAAUUGGCUUGCUUGACCUCCACAAGCGACAUCGUGCAAUGCCUUCUCGACCAUGGCGCAAGAAUGAUUUCCCGUCUGGCCGAUGGCCGCACAGCCCUGCAUUUGGCUGCUGGUCGAGGCGAUCUCGAGAUGGUCAGAGUACUCUUGCAUAAGAGCAAGCGGAACGAGACAGAACAGGCUCAGCUCGAAAAGCGGCCGGAUGAGGGUAGCGAUGAGUGUCAGCAGGAGCCCGACACUAGUGAAAGCGAAAGCGUCGAUUCCGAAUCGUUCGUUCAUGUCAGGAAAGAGGCUGAUAAAAUGGAUGGCAUGGAUUUGGCCAUGGCUGAAAACGAGCAAGAACCGGAUAUAUAUGACAUCAAUGUAGUCGCCUGGGAUGUUCCCACUUCAGCGCUUCAUCUUGCCAUUCUACAUGGUCACGUUGAGGUGGUCCAGGAGCUGGUUACCUCGUUUGGAGCUGAUUUGGCGCUUCCGGUCAAGCUGCUCUAUCCUUAUCAAGAUAGGGCGCGAGCGGCCAUCUUGUGCCUUGUCCUGGCUCUUCGGCUGCCUAUCGAAAAGUCAAUCGCAAUGACACAGAAGCUACUGCAGCUUGGGGCACUUCCAACACAGGCAGAUAUGAACAGUGUCACUCCACUGCACUACGCCGUUGCUUGUGAUUUCACCGAUUCCUCUGAAAUCCUCCAAACCUAUUUCCAUCAGAAUCGUUCGGCAACAGCGAAAGCGAUGAAUUUCCUCUCCUCCUUUUCUAAUCCCUGGAAUGUCAAGCCUCACUCUACACUCACGUUAGCCCUUACUUUGAGAAAUGACAAUGCUGCAAACAAGCUUAUUGAAGCUGGCGCAACGCCUCAGAUUGACUUUGAGUCAUUCGUGAAUCCCGGUCAGGCUAUUUAUGGAGCGAUCAAAUCAAACUCAUCUGAAAGGAACAAAACUAUCUUUCGGCAUGACUUUACCCAACCUAUCAUCCUCGCAGUCCAGAAAGAUCUACCGGUAAUUGCUGACAGGCUGCUCCGCAGCGAUGGCGUCGACCCAAAUACUCUCACACCUGAUGGGUAUAGAGUACUGGACAGCGAGUAUAUGCGAAACUAUAACGUGGGAAAGUCUUUACUCGAUUGUGUCCGAGACAAAAUCAGAUCAUUGGGCAACUACCAUGGCGAGAAGUUAGGCGUCUCGCCUCCCUGCCAACUAGUGAAACCUGAUCACUGUCUAAAUGGGCUACAACCUGAUACAUACCAUCGUUGGACUGUAGAAAGGGCAGUCCGCAAAGCAAAGGCACAGUAUGAAAAGGAUCAGGAAAGGUAUAAUUCGGCAGUCGAUGCCAAUAAUAGGCGCGAAGGUGUGAAAGAGAAGACCUUGGAAGCUCGAGCCACUCUAGACGCCUAUAAGACACUGGAACAGGUAUUGGUGGAAAAGGGUGCAAAGCCUUUCUACGAGAUCUAUCCAGACUUUGAAAAGCCCUGGAAGAGGAGAAAGACAGGAGGCAAGAGCGACUCUGACUCUAAGCAUCAGGAACCGGAGCCUUUCAAGGUCGAAACAAACUUCUGCGUACCAGACCUUACCGAUGAAAAGAAGCAGAGAUAUUUUGACCUUUUCGAGGCUGCUUGGCGUGGCGACCUUAAUACUAUCAAGGCGCUCACGCUAGUUACAUCUGAUAAUGAAAUCCAACCGAGUCCAUUGCAGAUUGCUGUGUGGGACAAGGACAAUUUCUCGCCAUUUUCCAUUGCGGUACUUCGUGGACACCUCAAUGUGGCAAAGGCUAUCCUUGAGAUAGUGCAAGCCCAAUUCAAACGUGAGGAUUCUGAUGCUCGUGAAAGAUUUGAGAUGGACAUCGAUGCUCUCCAUGACGGUGAAGAGGAUUGCAUAUAUAGGGAGAUUGUUGAUGACAGGUUCACCAUUGAGAACAUAGGAGAGGUAGCCACGCAAGUGGAAUGUUGCAUAUCGCCUCUUCAAAUAUUCUCCCGGUACUGCCCAGCACACAAGUUCCUUGACAAAGAGUCCAAGACAGAGAAUUAUAUCGAUCUGGUACAAUACGCGGUGGGACAGAACAAUGUGGACCUACUGGUCUUUCUGCUUCAACUGGGACGAGAGCUUACUGAAAGGGACCAGACGGUCGAACCCGGGGUUCAUAAUUUCGGCGCCAGUGCUUUUCCGAUUGCAAUCAGAAAGGGCUAUUUGGGCUGCCUUGAGGCGAUUAUCAAGUAUACUGGCACAGGCCUUCCUGUCGACAAUCUGCUUCAGAAGUGUGGCGUCGACGUUAAGGAGAAACCGAAAUAUUAUCAAGGGUUGACUAUACGUGGAAAGAAAAGGGCGGAUUGGGCCGCUGCAGGAAGAGGAUUGCCCGUAUCGCCGGAAGAACAAGAGACGCCUUUGCUCACAGCGGCGCAUUCAGGGUCAAUGGCCAGUGUGGAAUGGUUUCUCAGCCCAGACUCGGCCAGAGCAUACGUUGAGUUUAUAAAAACAAAUGAGCAGGUGGACAAAUUGAAGCUCUUAUCACAGUCGGUCGAAGACCUGGAGAGGCUCGUGCUGAACUGGCUUCAGGGCAAGAACAACAAUCUUCUGCAUUGUGCCGUGCUCUCAAAACCUACACCGGAAUCAUGCCAGCUAGUUGAAAGCCUUGCCAAGCGCCUUCCGCAGUUUAUGGAGACUAAAUCGGCUGCAGGGCAUACGCCCUUGGCGCUUGCAUUCUCCCUCGGCAACUCAGAGUUCGCCAAUAUUCUUAUCAGGGCCGGCGCCAAUCAGACAAUUCGUGAUCGUCAAGGCAACAACUUGGUUCACUUAAUGCUAUGUGAUAUCAAUGGUAAUGCUCGAGAAGAGCCAGGCAAUGUAGAGAGGCUUCUCUCCCUGCUCGAUCCCCGGUUAGUCCCAUCGUUGCUGACGGAGCGGUCCUCCGAUGACCCGGGAUCAUUGACGCCACUUGCUCGUUGGAUGCAUAAGAGUUAUCAGGCAUGGUCAAGGGCAUCAAGCGGAUGGGGGUCCGACCGUGGACAAGAGACAGAAGACCAGCUGGCCAUUAUCCGCUGUUUCCUCGAGUUUGCCCAGUCAACGAGCCAAAAGCAUUUAGAUAUGUUUGACGGUACAGGAAACACCCCCGUUCAUGAAGCCGUCAAGCACCAAUGCCCCAGGAUAUUCGAGGCUAUGAUCGAAUGCCGUCCUGAUCUUCUCCACCGCGAGAAUGCCACCGGUAGCACACCCCUGGAACUGGCUACCGACAAUUGGGUCUUCGAAGCCACGUCCAAUCCGCCACAAAUCCUAUCCGACAGAGGGCAGUACGAGCCGGAACACACGCGGAGUGCAUGUCUUUUGUACCAGAAACCCGAGUCAUACCUUCCUGGGUACCCGGAUAGGCCAGAGAGUGAGCGGCAAGCAAUAUAUAGAAUUGCCUGCGAACGAGCCGGCACCCAGUCGCGUAAACGGAAGCUGGUAAGCUUGAACGAAGCGAAUGAGGUGGCUAAGCGCCUUGCUACGCGACAGACUAGAGCGGCAUUUACUAUCGAGGAGAGCGAUGUUGUGAGCCGGUGGUAUCACUAGCAUGGGCGAAGUUGGAGAGAUCUAUGGGCUAUUACAUAAUAAAUGAGAGGGUUAUAUAAGUAGUUGAUG